Messenger RNA from Centropristis striata (black sea bass), 1613 nucleotides. It is a transcript of the gene cacng5b, whose product is annotated as calcium channel, voltage-dependent, gamma subunit 5b. Gene Ontology annotation, cellular component: postsynaptic density membrane; AMPA glutamate receptor complex. Gene Ontology annotation, biological process: calcium ion transport; positive regulation of synaptic transmission, glutamatergic; regulation of AMPA receptor activity. Gene Ontology annotation, molecular function: voltage-gated calcium channel activity; channel regulator activity. The record is from RefSeq and is a predicted model, not a curated record. Bases 345 to 1175 code for a protein of 276 amino acids. The transcript has 7 exons. Lineage: Eukaryota; Metazoa; Chordata; Actinopteri; Perciformes; Serranidae.
UCAUCCAGUCGUCUGUCUGACUCAGUUUCUUCUCUCGCUCUGACUGACGCACCGCUGCGUCGUUUUCUCGCGGCUUUAUUUACAGUUUUUUGAAGGAAUUUGCGACCAAAUCUCCUCAGAGCCGCUUCAUUUUUCUUCAUUUUUCUUCAUUUUCUUGCAAAUCUCCAACUGACCUCGCCGACCGUUUUUCUCUGCAGAUAUUCAUCCUCAACUUUCACUUUGUGCAGGAAACACAGUCGGGAUUAUAAACAGCUGGGACAUGGACUGAACUGGAAGGAUUGUUGACCAGUUUAAGAUUGCUUCGUGGACGUUUCCCAGUUGAACCAGUGACUCCAUCAGUCAGGAUGAGCGCGUGCAGCAGGAAGGCUCUGACGUUGCUGAGCAGCGUGUUUGCUAUCAGCGGCCUGGGUCUGCUGGGGGUGGCGGUCAGCACCGACUACUGGCUGUACCUGGAGGAGGGCGUCAUCAUGCCUCUGAACCAGAGCGUCGACAUCAAGACCUCGCUGCACUCAGGACUCUGGAGGGUCUGCUUCCUGGCUGGUGAUGAGUCCGGUCGCUGCUUCACCAUCGCCUACAUCAUGCCCAUGAACAUCCAGCUGACCUCAGAGUCCACAGUCAACGUGCUCAAGAUGAUCCGCUCAGCGACUCCGUUCCCUCUGGUCAGCCUCUUCUUCAUGUUCAUCGGCUUCGUCCUCAACAACAUCGGACACGUCCGUCCUCACCGCUCCAUCCUGGCCUUCGUCUCUGGGAUCUUCUUCAUCCUCUCAGGUCUGGCUCUGGUGGUGGGUCUGGUGCUCUACAUCUCCAGUAUCAAUGAUGAGAUGUUCAACAGGACGAAGAGCAGCGAGGCCUUCUUCUCCUAUAAAUACGGCUGGUCCUUCGCCUUCGCUGCCAUCUCCUUCCUGCUCACUGAGAGUGCAGGCGUGAUGUCCGUCUACCUCUUCAUGAAGCGCUACAGUGCCGAGGAGCUCUACCAGCCCCGUCACCCCAGCUUCUACCGGCCCCGCCUCAGCACCUGCUCCGACCACUCGGGCCAGUUCCUCCACCCCGAGGCCUGGUCUCGGGGCCGGAGCCCCUCAGACAUCUCCAGCGAAGCGUCGCUGCAGAUGAGCUCCAGCUACCCCGCUCUGCUCAAGUGUCCCGACUACGACCAGGUGUCCUCCUCGCCCUGCUGAGGCUCCAGGAGACACAACUAGAGAUUUACUGUCAGGUUGAUGUUUUCAGGGAGGAAGAUGUUGUGACUGACCUGAGGACUUUUUACAGGCUCACACAUGCUGACUGGGGUUUGUUGUCGUAGGCAGAGUCUGCAGGAUUUAGAAACAUGUAUGGUUAAAUUGGUUUCCAGGAGAUAACCUUCGACCUUUAUGUGAAAGAGGGGAAAUGUUCUGUAUUUUGGUUUCAAUGUGUCUUUUAUGUGCAUUUUAUCCCUCUAUCUUCAUCUUCUUCAUUUUGCAAUUUGACAUUGCAAAAAAGUCGUGUGUGUCUAAAAACCAGAUAAAUUAAAGCUGCCAGCAGUGAUGAACUGGCCCGAGCAGAGUGACCUGAUGAUUAUUUGGUUCUUACCAAGAUAAAAAAACUUUUUGUGUCUUUUUUUUUUUUGUGAUUUUACGUCU